Molecule: messenger RNA, 3925 nt
Organism: Oncorhynchus nerka (sockeye salmon)
Lineage: Eukaryota; Metazoa; Chordata; Actinopteri; Salmoniformes; Salmonidae
Product: protein NDRG3-like
Exons: 18
Coding region: 1360-2472 (370 amino acids)
Biological process (GO): signal transduction
Cellular component (GO): cytoplasm
Source: RefSeq, a predicted model, not a curated record
UACAAUACAUACUGUAGUAAACAUGGGAAAGAGCCUAAUUCCUUACGUAAGUGAGAGCAGGCCAUGUCUUUACUAGAGGUUGACCGAUUUACGAUUUUUCGAUAGCGAUUUAUUGGAGGACCGAAAAAAGCCGAUGCCGAUUUAAUAAAAAUAAAAAAAUUUAAUCUUUAGGAUGGAACAGAAAAUAUGGCGCUGUACAACGUGACGCUCAUAAAUAAACUUCCAGACACAAAUGAGACCACUCUUGACCAUUUUACUUGCCCUAGCAGAGCAGGGUAACCAGAAUGUUGGUGACUGUGCUGCUGGAAACAAUUUAAUUUCCCUUUUUUGCUGAUGUUUACUGACACCGGCCAUAUUCAACCAGUGUUGAGCGCUCGUAAAUGCAUUGUUCUGGUACAGUCAGACACGAGUGCUCUGUAUUCGGAGUAGAUCUCCAGAGCGAAUUUACAAAAGCACCCGAAUGUCCCUUGAACACACAACGACUAUGCCGUUUAGCUAAGCUAAGAAUGACGGGAAUAAUCAAGUCAAUAAACGUUGGGUAGUUAGUUAGCCUAUAGUUAAUAUACUGUCAAGUUUGAUGUAUAACUACUAACGUUAGGUAGAUAGCUAACAUACCGGUACAUAAUACUGUAAUGAUAUGCUAUGUGGUUGGUAAGGACAGCGUAGCUAACAAAUUGUCAGCCAACAUAAAGUUUAAGGUAACUUAUUUGAAAAUGUAUUACUUUGAGUAGCAAGCUACCCCUUGGUUGUUAGGGCAAAUCUGGUCUAUGACAGGAGGGCGAAGGGGAGGGGUUCAAUAGUCUAUUGUUCAGCUAUUAGCCCCCCUCCACAACUUGCAACAAAUUGUGGUUUUCCUUUCCCUCUUCCAAGCGUUAUCAUUCUGCGCCUGAGUGGCUCGCUUGUCGGCUGGCAGGAUAUGGCAGCAUCUUCGGUUGUGCAUCAAGAAUUCUGCACGUUUGUAUGAAGGUGUGGUUAGUCACAGGCAAAUUGUUAUGCUAUGGAGGUACAUUUGUCCUUUUUUUGUAGAGAACAAAGUUUUUAUUUUCAAUCAAAUAAUUGUUCUGAAAGCAACUUCUGACACAAUGGAAGUCUAAGCGGACACCUACGAAGAAGGACUGUGUGAUGAGGGCAUCUCAGGUUAUACCAGCUGUUUUUGUGAACCCCUCCUGUAUCUGAACUGGCUGACAGAGGGCACAGCAUGAUCAUAGGUAUGUUUUGAUGUGAGAGAGGAAGCCAGUCCCGUCAUCGCCACCUCAACCUUCGGGCCAACUGGGAGCCCAAGGCUGGUUAGGAGACCGCAAUUGUGGUGAACUGAGAGAAUAUUAGGGUGUGAUUGAGAGCUGUCAGACCUAAGUUGAGAUGGACGAGCUCCAGGACGUUCAGCUGACUGAGAUCAAGCCACUGCUCACAGAUAAGAAUGGACGUAACUUCCAGGACUUUGAUUGUCAGGAGCAUGACAUCGAGACUCCCCAUGGUGUUCUGCACGUGACGAUGAGGGGCACCCCCAAGGGCAAUAGACCAGUCAUCCUCACCUACCAUGACAUUGGUCUCAACCAUAAGUCCUGUUUCAACACCCUGUUCAACUUUGAAGACAUGCAGGAGAUCACAUCCCACUUUGCUGUGGUUCACGUGGACGCCCCAGGACAGCAGGAGGGUGCUCCCCCAUUCCCCACAGGGUACCAGUACCCUACCAUGGAUGAGCUGUCUGAGAUGCUGCCGUCUGUCAUGACUCAGCUGAAGGUGAACAGUGUGAUUGGGAUUGGAGUUGGCGCUGGAGCCUACAUCCUGUCCAGACUGGCUCUCAAUGAGCCGGCCCUGGUCGAAGGUCUGGUCCUCAUCAAUGUGGACCCAUGUGCAAAGGGCUGGAUGGACUGGGCUGCCUCCAAGAUGUCCGGCUGGACCAGCAACCUGGUGGACAUAGUGAUGGCCCACCACUUCAGUGAUGAUGAGCUGUCUGACAACCAGGAGAUCACCCAGACGUAUCGACUGCACAUCGCCCAGGAUAUCAACCAGGAAAACCUGGCCCUCUUCUGCAAUGCCUACAACAGCCGUCGGGACUUGGAGAUUGAGAGGCCUGUCAUCGGUCUGACUGACGACCCGGUGAACACACUGACAUGCACUUCUCUGCUGGUGGUUGGUGACACGUCCCCGGCUGUCGAUGCAGUGGUUGAAUGCAACUCGAGGUUAAAUCCAACCAAAACAACCCUUCUUAAGAUGCAAGACUGUGGCGGGCUUCCUCAGGUCAUCCAGCCGGGUAAACUCGCGGAGGCCUUCAAAUACUUUAUCCAGGGAAUGGGUUACAUGCCCACGGCCAGUAUGACCCGCCUGGUGCGUUCUCGUACCCACUCUACCUCCAGCAUGGGCUCUGUGGAGGGGAGUCGCAGCCGCACCCACACACAGCUAGAGGGCGCCACUGCUGCCGGCCCGGGUGUCGAACAGGCCAGGCCACAGACCAUGGAGGUUUCCUGUUAAAGAACCCAGCCCAGAAAACCACCACCUCCCCCUCCCUCUCUUUUUUCCUUUCCCAUGCUCAAGGUCAGAGAGGAUUGGAAUCAUGAGGGGGGCGUCUGAAACGUGUUCUGAAAGAUAAUUUAUGAAGACUGAAGCAGUCAGGUUCUCUGCUGUGUUCUCUCACCAUUUCCUGUUGUCUGUCUAUCAUGCCUGUCUGUGCAUGACUGCUGUGGUACGGCAACCUGAAAGUCAGUAAGCAGGCGGACGAUACUGCUUGUCUGGUUUUCCUUUUGUUGUCUACCAGCUCUCCCCAUUAAAAGAGGAAGAGGUUUUUUUUUUAAUCUUUGAGAUUUGAGAUAUAUUUGUAUUUAUAACUAUUUUGGGUCAGUGUGUCAAAGAUAACAGAUGGAAAGGCAUCAGGAGUUUUCUCUUGUAAAGUACUCUAUACGGAGUAAUGUUGACCCUCUCUGUCUCCCUCUGGGGUCUUCCUCACCUUGCUAAUUGGUAAGAUCAGACCAAAUCACACCACCCCUCCUUAGUGGUCCAUUCCUUAAUCAGUCUCAUGACACACCAUUUUUUCUUGAUUCUUUUUAAUUGUUUUUAUGUUGUGAUUUGUGGAAAAAAAUACCUUUUGCUUUCCUGGAUUGCAAUACGAUGUGAUAAACUUGCUCCUGCUCUGUACCUUUAUACCAAGAAUAUCUGACAGAAUGACCCUCUAGUAGAUUAAACGUAAUGGACGUGUCUGUAGAAUUGCUUUUGUCUAGAUGUAUCUAGAAAUAGUUGCCUUGUUUGAUAUUUUCUUUUUCGUGUGAGUUAUUUGAAAUGGCAGGCCCUGGGUUUUUGACCCCACCCACAUUUAUUAUUGACGGGCAGAGAAAAGAACCAACCCACUGGGCACAGACGUCAGUUCAGUGUCUAUUCCAUGUUGGUUCAACGUAAUUUCAUCGAAAUGAUGUGGAAACGACGUUGAUUCAACCAGUGUGUGCCCAGUGGGAACAUUUUACUGUAGUUUAUUGAAAAUUCAAGUCAAAUGUGGAGAGUACCUAAACUAGCCCCAGCUCAGUCAGAGGUGAGGAAAUGUCUGCCAAUUGAGGUACAGAUAACAUUACUACCUCUUUCAUAAAAUAAAACUAAAAUAUAUUAACUUACAUUGCUUCCAGUUAGUAGAAAAUAGUAUGUUUUCCCUCCUGAUGAAAUAAAGAUGAGGUGAAAACGACAACGGGUCAGAUGCCUGAGGGACUGUGGAUUGUGUAAUAAAUGUUUUUAUAGAGUUUCUUAUUAAUGUUCUUAGUUGGUAGUUUUCUCUGUGGUUUUCCUGCAUUUCUCUCUGAUUGUACUACAGCUUGGGUGAGCACGUGGUGAUGAUGCAUUGGACUCUGUCUGCAUAGUAUACGGGGUGCUGUUAGUCAUACUGUGCUGACUAUGUCAAUUUGUACUGAUCAUAAAAUAAAGCUAGAAGCUGUACAUGCCUGGA